ACAAAAAAUUUGUCGCGGCAGCUUUUGGGAAUUCUCAGCCACACAUGGACGAUAUUUUUAGUCUCUUAUUUUGAGUGAUCCGUGCGCACGGACGUUGUAUGUGGGAGUGAAUUUUGCCGCGCAUCGCAAGCUAACAUUCAGUUUUUUUAAUACUUAACAUGGCUGACACUCAAUAAUGAAGAGGAAACCACUUAGUGUUGUUGACUGUCGUAACAUGAAGGUUUUAGGUUGUGGCACAAAAUUGUAGCAGCUUGUUAAGAGGCCAUUACUGUGUGUGUCCUGUAUAUACCGCAAAAAUUCAUAAUGUCUGUCCAGGGAGCCAAGAAAAAGGAAUCUGAUGAAAGUCCUGCAGCACCAGACAGUACAACAAAGGAGCGUUGCUGUUUCACUGAAGGUGAAGAUGUACUACUGCAGCAGAAGGAUGGCCGUUAUUAUUUAGGAACAGUCGUUGAGGUUGAUCUGUCAGCAGAAAAAUGUUUGGUGAAAUUUGGGGACAACACUGAGAGUUGGUCAUCAUUUAAAGACUUGGCAAAGUUAUCACAUCCAGAUUCCUCAAACAUUCUAUGUGUAAUCUGCAAAAAAUCUACUCCAAAAUCAGAUAAUGAGAUAAUUGUAUGUGACAAAUGUGGUCGUGGUUAUCAUCAACUGUGCCACCAACCUCAUGUAGCCAAAGAUUGCUCUGAAUCAGAUUCUGAAUGGAUCUGUAAGAGGUGCCUGGAGAACAUGCCAGCUAAAGUAAGGGAUAGUAAAAGUACAAAAAAGGACACAGUUCGAAAAGUGUCAGGCCUGUCAGCAGUUUCCAGGCAAGAUAUUCAAGCAAAUCAGACUGACAAACACAAACUACCUUAUGAUCCAGAUGUUCUGACGUGGGAUUCUGCUCAUCGGGUUAACUUGGAACAACGAUAUUGUUACUGUGGAGACAGUGGAGAAUGGUUUAUGCAGAUGUUACAGUGUGGGCGUUGCCAGCAGUGGUUUCAUGAAAGAUGUGUACGCUGUUUGCAGUAUCCUCUUUUUUGUGGAGAUAGGUUUUAUGUAUUUGUUUGUUCAUUAUGUAACCACGGAAAGGAGUUUGUGAGACGGCUUGAGAUGAAAUGGGUUGACAUAAUACAUUUGACGCUAUUUAAUCUAACCGUGUAUAACGCCAAGAAAUACUAUGAUCUAGAUACUACUAUAGUUCCAUAUGUUAACAACAACUGGACUGCAUUUCAGCUUCCACCAAAGAUCCUCGAUAUAGGUGUAGAAGAAAGGAGAGACAACAUACUAUCAGUAUUGACUAAUAAUAGAAAUAGGUUCAAAUGUGGCCGUGAGAUAAAGAAACGAACAACGAUUUGGGGUCUUCGUGUACGUGUUCCUCCACCUGCACCAACAUUUACACUGCCAAGUGUUCGACCAGUCAGUGAUGCUGUAUUAAAGGAGCGCUGGAUGGGAAACAAGCGGUUAAAAUUCCUUCCACCCUCACUAAGUGCACUUGUGUCAGGAAAAUGCCACCUUGGUAAAGGAUUUUGUCACAGUGAAAACUCUUCAGGCAGCAAUCAAAAUUCCAUUAAGACUGGAGGGUCAGCAAAUGCAAACUCCAAAGAUAUUUCACCAUCUUGUACAAAUGAUGGCCACCCCACUACAAAUGGACUGCCACCUACACCAGGAAUUAAGAUAUUACAUAUUAAUUCCAUGUCUGAUGCAAGACAUACAGCAAGUGAAAAGGUUUCAGCAAGAAACUCUGAUCGCUAUAGUGGUGGUGGUUUUGUCAAGAAGUCAUCUUCUUUGUCUCCUGCAAAUCGGUAUACACUUCAGCAGACUCUUCUAAGGCGAAGGCAUAAAAACCUAAGAGGCUGUGUUGUUCAAACACAGAAAGAAAGGUUGUUGAGGCGGCGGCGGCAUAAACAGCAACAGAUAGAGAACCACGCAAAGAAUUUUACUGCCCGUAAAGCUCGGAAAUUGCUUAAGAAUGCAAUUGCACAGAGUCAGAAAAGCAGCCAGGAAUUACCACCUACACCUCCGUCCUCAUCAACUCCAGACACACCUCAAGCUGUUCCAUCAGCUGCAUCUUCAUCAUCAUCCACAGUUACAACUCCAGUGCCAACUGAAUCAUCAGCUGCAGGUCCUGGCUCUCAAACAGUUCCACCAACAGAAAUUUCGUUUGUUCCUCCUUCAACUCCUGGGGAUACCAGUGGUGAUGAAACCUCAUCCCGGGGAACACUGGACUCGUUUAUUCCACCGCCAAAAGAUUUUGAGGGGAAAAAUAAUCCAUUUCACAGCUUAACUGAGCUUCUUGCAGCACCAAGUGGUUUGAAUGUUUCUGGGAGUUUGUUUAGUUCCUGUGCAACACAGAACUCCCAGAAUAUAAAUCCAAUUACACUUCCUCUUCCUCUCAAUCCAGUUCUCCCCCAUCCAUUGCCCCCACGACCUGCCAAAAGGCAGUUAAGUGAGAAAGAUAUUAGAAUAGAUAGAAAUGGUGAAGUGAAGAGGCGUAGGCAUCGUCGCAGUCGUUUAGGUUCAGUUAGUGGAAGCUCUGUGCAAUCUUUAGCAAAUUCAUCUGGAGGAACAGCAAGUAAAACAGCGGCCUAUGUUCCAACGCGUCCAGAUCAAGCUGUAAAACCAAAUGAUGUAUGGUCUAGUGGCAUGACUUCAGUACGCUCAUUGCGAAGCAUGUAUUCGAGCAGUAGUGGUGGGCCAUCAUCUUCCAGCAGUGUCAAUGGUGGUCAGAUUGGUAGCUGUAUGGACUAUGCAUUAAAUGGAAGGCGUUUGAGAGCAACACAGAGACAAGAAACAAAAGUCAGUGAUAAAAAAUUAGUUUCUCAGUCUGCAUCUUUAAAAUCUUCACCAGUGAAACAAAACCCUGUACAGAUAUCUAUGGAUGAUCUCAAAUCAUCAGUCAAUAUAUAUUUCGGUGCAGCAAAUCGAAUUGCUGCUGGAGAGAAGUUCACAAUUAGAGCUAAGAGGACUACUCCAAUGGGUAAGACACAGUAUCUUAUUGAGUGGGAAGGUCCUUCUGCGUAAUAGUUAAAGUGAAAUGAAUAAAUAUCUCAAAGUAUUAUUGUACAAAUAAUAUAUGUUUGGAAUACCAGAUAACUGAGCAUUUAUCGGUGUAUUAAUGUUUUGUGUUAUGUGAAGUUGUUUGGCUUUGUGGGACUGUGUUUCUGUAUCGUGAAAAUGAGUGCUCACGUGUAUUCUAUUUCCACCACUCUCACGUUUUUGAGGGGAUUACAUAAAUGUGUAAUGUAGUCCCCUAAGAUCGCCGAUGUUUACAGUGACCAUGUUAAAAUUAUAUUAUAGUUACCUACUAUUUCUUAAUAUGUUGUAUAUGUUGUAAUACCUUUUGUUUCGGCUAUGUGCUUCAUAAGACAUUCAGUUAUGUUUUUAACACUGACUUAUUAUGUGACAUCGUGUCAUAUUAUACUGUUUACCUGACUGAAUCAUCAUGUUACAUUUUAAUGUCAUAUCUCAUAAAGACUAGAUUUUGGGUAAUAAGUCAGUGAUUUAGUUUACUGAAGAAACUGGGUCAUCUAACAGUAAAGUGGCUGGCAAUUCUUGCACUGUUGUACCCACAUGUCCUCCUUCAUAAAGGGCAUAGAACGGUUGUUACGUUUUUAAUGCGUUGGCACUUACUCGGGCAUAAACUUUUUGCAUACUUAAGUUUUGUGCUUUGUUGUAUUUUAUUCAUUUUUAUCUUGUGUAUAGAGUUUUAGUUAUGUUUAUGCUUCAUGGCCAUAAGACUUGUUCAAAAAAGUGAACUGUGUAUAUAAAUAAGUGUUUAAUGGAGCUGUGGGUGUACAUUAUUACAAAAUGAAGCCGUCAACAAGAAUGCAUGAAAAUGAUUGCUGUACUUGUAUACUUAAGGACCUGUGAUAACUGACAGUGCAUGUCUGAUAUGUUUGGAAUUAACAUGAUAGCAUUUGUCCACAUUUUAGAUAUCUUAUAACUCCAUUGUAAUAUUUUCAUUAUUUUUCUGGAUUGGGUUUGCGUUUACAACACAGGUAAUGCUAAGAAUAUGGGUGUGAGUGAGUACUAUCAUCUUGAUAAUUACUGUCUCCAGAAUUUGUCAGUUUAUCACAAUUUGGAAAAUAUUUUUCAUUGGUUUACUGUAUUAAUUGUGCAAAAUCUAACCAGAACCCUGUAGUCACAAGUUCUUAUUUUCAUCUACACAUUUUUGGGACUAAAAAUUGAGUAGAUUUAACUGUAUGCAGAAUAAAUACACUUUCUCAUAUUUUGAAGCUGAGAUCCCAUACAUAUUUAGGUCUGCCACUGCCCCUCCCCCUUUGUUGUUUAUUCCAUUUUAGAUCUCUCUCUCUCUCUCU
Molecule: messenger RNA, 4295 nt
Organism: Schistocerca nitens (vagrant locust)
Lineage: Eukaryota; Metazoa; Arthropoda; Insecta; Orthoptera; Acrididae
Gene: Pcl
Product: metal-response element-binding transcription factor 2
Exons: 12
Coding region: 304-2997 (897 amino acids)
Biological process (GO): chromatin organization; regulation of DNA-templated transcription
Cellular component (GO): nucleus
Molecular function (GO): chromatin binding; DNA binding
Source: RefSeq, a predicted model, not a curated record